Messenger RNA from Chionomys nivalis (European snow vole), 3091 nucleotides. RefSeq names its product cation channel sperm associated 2 (gene Catsper2). Gene Ontology annotation, molecular function: calcium-activated cation channel activity. Gene Ontology annotation, biological process: transmembrane transport; monoatomic ion transport; flagellated sperm motility. The transcript has 13 exons. NCBI's taxonomy places the organism in Eukaryota, Metazoa, Chordata, Mammalia, Rodentia, Cricetidae. Gene Ontology annotation, cellular component: CatSper complex; membrane. The record is from RefSeq and is a predicted model, not a curated record. Bases 188 to 1858 code for a protein of 556 amino acids.
CGGGCCGGAGGGGAGCUUGAGCCGCCCCGCUCCCUCCCUCCCGGGCGUUGGGGCGCUCACACACUCGGGCACAAUACGACACGUAUUCCAAGUGCCAGGCUGUUGAUUUGUCCAAUUAUAGGGCGUAGAACAUUACAUCCUGCUGCUGCCCUCCCUCGUAUCCUGCUUUGUCAGGUCCACGUGAGCCAUGGCCCAGGAACGAGGACACGUGCCGCUGCCUAGAGCUGAUGCUAUUCGCUCACGGCUUAUCGAUACCUUCUCCCUCAUAGAGCAUUUGCAAGGCUUGAGCCAAGCCGUACCAAGGCACACUCUCCGGGAGAUACUUGAUCCUUCUCUCCAGAAGAAACUCAUGUCAGGAGACCAGCACCAGCUAGUGCGCUUCUCCAUAAAGCCCCGGCAUAUGGGCCACAUCACACACUCCCAGCGAAUGCUGAGCAGGCUUCGUGUGCGGUGCAGCCAGAGACCACCUCUUUCCCUGUGGGCUGGAUGGGUUACUGAGAAUCCUAUCUUCUCGAAAUUCAUCAUCUCCCUCAUCUUUCUGAAUACAAUUGUACUGAUGGUCGAAAUAGAAUUGAUGGAAUCCACAAAUACUAAACUGUGGCCAUUGAGACUGACUUUGGAGGUGGCAGAUUGGUUUAUCUUGUUUAGUUUCAUUUUAGAGAUCCUUCUAAUGUGGAUGUCUGGCUUUACUCUCUUCUGGAAUAAUGCCUGGAAUGUCUUUGACUUUGUUGUUACCAUGCUGUCUCUGCUUCCUGAGUUUGUGGUGUUGAUAGGAGUCUCGGGGACGUCCGUGUGGCUCCAGCUACUGAGGAUCUCCCGGGUGCUGAGGUCUCUUAAACUGUUUGCACGAUUCCGUCAAAUUAAAGUUAUUAUAUUGGCUCUGGCCAGGGCCCUGAAGAGCAUGACGUUCCUCUUGAUGCUGCUGCUUAUCUUCUUCUACAUUUUUGCUGUAACCGGUGUCUACUUCUUCCAAGACUAUUCCCGUUCAACUAUUGAGAACCUGGAAUACAACAUGUUCUUCUCGGACCUACUCAAUUCCCUGGUGACAGUGUUCAUCCUCUUCACCUUGGAUCAUUGGUAUGCAGUACUUCAGGAUGUCUGGAAGGUGCCAGAAGCUAGCCGUGUCUUUAGCAGCAUCUAUGUGAUCCUUUGGUUGUUGCUUGGCUCCAUUAUCUUUCGAAAUAUCAUAGUAGCCAUGAUGGUUACUAACUUUCAGAAUAUCAGAAAUGAGCUGAGUGAGGAGAUGACCCACCUGGAGGUUCAGUAUAAAGCUGACAUAUUCAAGCGACAGAUUAUUCAGAGGAGACAACACCUGUCCCCUGGAUCAGUAAGAGGAACAAGUCAAGGAAAGCCCUCCGAAGACUUAUUAGGACAUUCUAAAGAGUCUGUAGUCAGUGAUCCUGGAAAAAAUGAUGCCAACAAAAGCGAAGAUGUCGACAAAAGUGAAGAUGCCGACAAAAGUGAUGACUCCGAAAACAGUGAUGACUCCGAAAACAGUGAUGACGCCGACAAAAGUGAUGAUGCCGAUGAAAGUGACGAAGUCGGGAAAGUACAAAAAGAACCACCAAAAGAACCACCAAAAGCCAAAGUCUACUCAUCUUCCUCUUCUGAUGCUUCAUCCUCCUACAGUUCUUCGUUAGCUGAUUUGGAUCAUGUUGAUAACUUGGACUGGGAGACUCUUGUGCAUGAGAACCUGCCUGGGUUAAUGGAUAUGGAUCAGGAUGACCGUGUUGUUUGGCCCAGAGAUUCACUUUUUCGAUAUUUUGAGUUACUAGAAAAGCUUCAGUAUAACAUGGAGGAGCGCAAGAAGUUGCAAGAAUUUGCAGUCCAGGCCCUGAUGAGUUUUGAAGACAAGUAAAGGUACAAUGGAUGGCGGCAUAUCUCUCGACCCAGCAAAAGCUAACGAAGGGAAUAGUUGAAAAAAAGAGAAUUCAAAAUAUAAAUAUCUAAUAAAAACCACUAGUGAAUAUUUCUGGUAAGUAAGUUAAUUAAAUAUUUUUAUGAAAUGUAGAUGAUACAAAAAGGCAAAAAGUACUUGAGAGGCUGUUGGAGCCUGUGCUUCCUUCUGACUGGCCAGCCUGUCUGCAGACCCUGAUAUGGCUCUUCAUGACCGUACAGUCUAGCCCAUUUCUUGUAACUUCUACUUCCUAGUAAGAGCGCUGGUUUCUCUUUGUCUUGGCUACAGUCUGUGCAGGCUUCUGUGUGGAAUAACCCUGUCCUCAGAGAUGUCGGUUUAACUACUUGAAAGGUCAGGUUUCCAUCGCCUACUCUGCUAAUGCUCCCUUGGGCAGCAUUGACUUUCUUCUCAGCACUGGGAUACAACCUGGGCUUCAUCCAUGGUGGGUCCGUGCUUUAGCAGUCACAUCUCUAGCUUCCUCUUCACUAAUCUUAAUGGACUUGACUUCAAUUCCAGAAUCAGCCAACAGUCCAGACCGAAUGGUCCAGAAUACUCCCACAUACUAUUGGCUUCGGUCACAUAUUGUUCAUACCCGUAUCUGGACCAAAGACAGUACAUUUCUUCAUCUCCCUCGUCAUAGGUCAGGGACGUUUUCAUUUCAGUUUAUGUUCCACAGUUUGUAGGACCUCAGAAUUGACAUAAUUUCCAUCAAAACAGAGACACCUUAUUGUGUGCGUGUAUAUGGUUCCAGAGAUCAACCCCAUAUCCUCAUACAUCCUACCACUGUUCUAUAAACCCCAGCAGGAAGCCCUUUAUAACUGAAAGAGCGACUAUCAAGCUGACCAUUCUACUGUGGAAGGACUCAAGUCUUUUUGGUUGGUUGUUUUUUGGAGAUAGGGUCCCUGGUUCUGUCUACCCCACGCUGACCUCAAUUUACUAUGCAGUACAGGCUGUCCUUGAACCCUGCUUCAACUUCCUGAGUUACAGGGUUACAUGCCCAGCAUAGGAUUUAUUGCUUUGGAAAUGCUUGUUAUUAAAAAUUCUAUCAACCUUGGCCAAGGAGAUGGAUCUGUGGUAAAGAACAUUUGCUGCUCUUUUAGAGGACCCGGAUUCAGUUCCCAACACCCUCAUGGUGGCUCACAACUGCCUGUAAUCCAGGUCCAGGAAUCUGAUGUUCUCUUCUUCUCUUCUCAG